This is a messenger RNA of Durusdinium trenchii, 177 nucleotides long. The record is from the annotation of a GenBank genome assembly. NCBI's taxonomy places the organism in Eukaryota, Dinophyceae, Suessiales, Symbiodiniaceae.
GUGAGCUGCCAUUUCCGGCAGCUCAGCUUUGUGAUCGCUGACCUCCAGGCGAUGAUGGGCGAGAUGCAGCUGUUGAUGCUGGCAGGCUGGUUGCAACGUAAGCGUGGCACAAGUGGGUGUAGUGGAGGGUGGUUCCAGACCAUCAUAGGUACCUUGCACUAUCUAAAAUGUAUUUGA